CAGUGCUUUGCAAGAGCUCACUCCAGCUGCAGAGAUGACUUUCAACGGCACCUGGAAGGUUGACAGAAGUGAUAACUAUGAUAAGUUUAUGGAACAUAUGGGGGUCAAUGUUGUGAAGAGGAAGCUUGCAGCCCAUGACAACCUGAAAAUUAUAAUUCAGCAAGAUGGGAAUAAAUUCGUCGUCAAGGAGUCCAGCACUUUCCGGACAAAAGACAUUGAAUUCACGCUGGGAGUAGCCUUCGACUAUUCCUUGGCAGAUGGAACAGAACUGAAUGGCUCGUGGGAAACCGAUGGAGACAAACUUGUGGGAAAAUUCAGCAGGAAAGACAAUGGCAAAGUACUCACAACAGUGAGAGAUAUUGUUGGGGGUGAAAUGGUUCAGUCAUACAGCUACGAAGGAGUUGAUGCAAAGAGAAUCUUCAAGAAAGAAUAAACUUGAAGUUUGUCUCAUUACAACACUUUCGAAUAAAGUUUAUCCUAU
Molecule: messenger RNA, 481 nt
Organism: Callorhinchus milii (elephant shark)
Lineage: Eukaryota; Metazoa; Chordata; Chondrichthyes; Chimaeriformes; Callorhinchidae
Gene: fabp2
Product: fatty acid binding protein 2, intestinal
Exons: 4
Coding region: 35-433 (132 amino acids)
Biological process (GO): fatty acid transport
Cellular component (GO): cytosol; nucleus
Molecular function (GO): fatty acid binding
Source: RefSeq, marked provisional